GUUGGAAUCGCGCGACAAGACGGAAAUCGCUUCGAUAAAGCAGCGCGGUCUGUUAUACUCUGUACAGUACUGCCAUCUGCAGGGCGAAGUUUUAAAAUGUCUAGGUUGCUCCCUCUGUGGCUUUACCGGUUUUAACAUUUAUGGUCAUUUCACAACAGCUGGUUAAAAAGGUUGUCUUGCAAAAUAACUCAAGAUAACCGGAACACAAGCAGCCCCCCCUCCCCCUUCUCGACCUUGUGGUUUUCAUCCCGCCGGGAUGACGGACCCGGAGCUGGUGAAGAAGAUGCUGAGGGCUGUACUGCAGGCCAGCAAGAGCGGCGUGUCCCUGUCGCGCCUGCAGGCCGAGUACAAGUCCCUCACGGGGGAGUUCAUCCCCCACAAGCAGUUGGGCCACUCAUCCUUGGAUGGCUUCCUCAGCACCAUUCCCUCCGUGGUCAAGAUGGAGCGCAGCCGCAGUGGAGAGGUGAUAUGCUUUGCCGUCGUGUGCAAGGAGACGGCUCACGUAGCGCAGCUUGUGGCCCGCCAGCGCACCAACAAAAAGGCCGGGCGCCCCCAGCUUGUUAAUUGCCAGAUGAGGGUCAAACCUGCUGCACCCUUCAUGUUGAAUGCCAAGCCUAGGACGUCGCUCCGUCAGCCGGACCGCAUGGGCUGCACUGGGCGGGGCAUGAUGCACCCGUCCACAGGUGGACGUCCCGCGGGACAUGGAGAUUUCAGGCACCCUGAAGGGAAAGUCAUUGUGCCCCAGAACAAGGCAACGAGCGUGCCGAGCCGGAAACCCCCGAUCACCUGUGAGAAGUCGGACAAGAAGGUUACCCUGCCGUCAAGAUUUCAGAAGGAAGUGCAGGCUCAUUUGUCCAGAAACCCUCAGCAGAUUGGAGCUCCUGCGAACCUUAACGAGAUUGCCCCCCCUGUGAAGCCGAGACCGCCGCAGUCCAGCAGCUACAACCAGCAGCUGGUGCAGAACCGGCUGCAAGAGAUUCUCAGCAAGUACACCAAUGGAUUCUGGGUAUCGAAGCUGCCCCACAUGUACCGUGAACUAUACAAGCAGGAUUUCCCCACAGAAGCACUCCGAGACCUGGAGCUGUGGUCCCAUAUCUGCAUCGUGGAGAAAACAUGCAGCAGCAACCCAUCGGAGCUGCUGCUGUACCCUUCUGAAGAACUGAGCACGGCCAAGUCGUCUCCGGCCUCAACACCGUCCCCCCGGCAGUCUCCGCUCACACGCAAGCUGUCUGGCCCCACCCGUCCAACAGUGGUGUCACCAGCACCCUCCCCACCCUCAUCGCCCGCAGGGUUAUCCCCGGACGUCCAGGCGAAGCUAGAGGAGCUGCUGGCCAAGUACAACAGUGGCCUGUGGGCUCACGCCCUGCCUAAGCUGUUUCAGGACACAUACAAGACCAAGUUUCCGCAGAGAGUGUUGGAUGACCUGAGCCUGCUCGAGGACGUGUGCACAAUUGACUACCCGAUGCCGGACAACCCCAAGAAGGCCAUCCUGUACGCCCGCUCCGCUGAGGAUAAGAAUCGAAACCGUGUAGAGCAGAGAAAGCCACCAUCGCCUACCCCGGGGGAACCAGGCCGUCCACUCCAUAUGCCGGGCAUGGCCACACUACUCGUUCCCAAGGAGGAGUACCCAUCUGUGCUGGUGGUGGAGGCUGCGAGUACCAACAGCGUCGUCAUCAGGUACAUUGGUGAGGGCUACUCCCAAGCCCAGGAGACCCUGGAGGACCAGAUGCGGGAAUUCUACAGGCAGGACAACACCAAGAAGGUCCUGACAUCUCCAGUCGUUGGCCAGCUGGCCGCUGUUAAGGCCGAGGAGGAGGAGGAGAUCCUGCGGGCUCAAGUGUGGGAAGUCACAGCUGAUAAAGUGAAGGUCUAUUAUGUGGAUCACGGCUUUUCAGAGGUCAUUGGCAUCGGCAAGCUCCUGGAGCUUCAUGACAAAUUCUUCAAGCUGCCCUUCCAGGCAGCCAGAUGCAAAUUAGCAGGUCUGGAGCCAUUCAGCCAGGACCCUGCAGUGCUUAAGAAGUUUGAGAUCAUGGCCUGUGGAAAGAUCCUCCUGGCUGAGAUUGUGGAGAGGGAAGAGACUCCUCUGGUCGUGCUGUAUGAUACCUCCCAGGAUGACGACGUUAACAUCAACGCCACAUGCAUGAAAGCCCUGCAGGACAAAUCCCUGGAGAGUCCUUUACAGGUCAACAGUUCCCAUAGGAAUGCCUCUGUGACCAACGUGUGCUCUGAUGGGACCAUCUAUUGCCAACUGCCCUCACGAGGUCUGUCCAAGCUGGCGGAGGUGUUGGAGAAGACUGAGGCUUACUUUCACUCACAGGUCACAUCAGAGUUUCUCGUCUCAAAGCCUUUCUGUGGGAAGAUCUGCUUGGCCCGAUAUAAAGGAAGAUGGUCACGAGUGGAGAUCACCAACUUGCACGGCAGCCGGGUCCUGGAUAUCCACUUUGUGGACCUGGGCAUCCCUGCAUCUGUGGAGGUGAUCGAGCUCAGGGAGGUCCCGUCCCCUUUCCUGCGUGAACUCGUCGCCAUCCCUCCCCAGGCUGUGAAGUGCUGUCUCGCCGACUUGCCGGUGAAGGUGGGAUCCUGGACCCCAGACGCAGUGCUGCGGCUGAGAGAUGCCGUGCUCGGCUCCACGGAGUGCAGUGUGAAGAUUGCCAAGGUAGAUGAGAGCAAGCGGCUGGUCUAUGUCUAUCUAUACACAUCGAAGGAGGUCCAGGACGUAGAGCACAGCGUCAACCGCCAGAUAGCAGACACGGACCUGUGGAAACACCAGAAGGACGUGUUCCUGACAAGCCGCAGCCCCGGCAAGAGGCCUGGCUCUGCGGGAUCGUCUGCGGGAUCGUCUACGGAGGGCAAGAGCAGCCCCCUGCCUGAAAGCCCUCCUCCGGAGCAGGGUGACCUCCGCCAGGGCAGCCCGGCCUCACCCUUCCAGCUGCCCCCGCUGCUGGAGCUGCCCCCUGUGGGGCAAAACAUGGACGUGUACGUGACGGUGGCGUGCCACCCGGGCCACUUUGUGUUGCAGCCAUGGCGGGACCAGUACAAGCUGGUUGUGCUCAUGGGUGAGAUGAUUCUGUUUUACAACAAGAUGGAAGAGAGGCCCUUCAGGGUGGAGAAGAAUCAGAUAUGCGCCGCCAAGGUGGACAACAACUGGCACCGUGUGCUUGUGAAGGGUGUUCUUGCCAGUGGGCUUGCCUCCGUCUACGAGCUGGACUAUGGAAAGCAUGAGCUAGUGAGCUGUGCAAAACUGCAGCCUCUCAUCGAGGAGUUCCAGCAGCUGCCCUUCCAGGCCGUCACAGCUCAGCUUGCUGGAGUGAAGCCGCGGCAGUGGUCAGAGGAAGCCUCCAUUGUCUUUCGGAACCACGUGGAGAAGAAGCCGCUAGUGGCACAGAUCGAGGCGGUGCACGAGGCGCCCCAGCCCUGGGACAGGAAGAUCGCCGUGUAUCUAGUGGACACGUCCGAGGAAGAGAGAGACAUGUGGAUACAUGACAUUAUGUCUGAGUUUGCCAAAGAGCUGACCAAGGCAGCAUAGUGUGGCCCUGGUGUCGCAGGAGAGGUGUUUUCCCCAGGUGGUGGACUCUCAGUAGCACAGGACCUCAGCAAGCAUCUGCACUAAUUGGAAGCUCUCUUCUAAUGUGAUUCCUACUAAAUCCCAGGUGUGAAGCUCUUCAUGUGCUUACAAAGAAGUUUAGAGUUGGAAAGUUUAAAAUGUUUUUCCUGAUUUUUGCAAUAUGCAGAUUUUCUUGCAGGUUAACACAAUGAAGGUACUUUCCUUUUAGUUCUUGCACUGAGCGUUUUUUCUUUUUUCCCCUCUUGUUGUAACAUCUUUAAGAUGCAGUAGUUUUGUAUAACUUGAAUGUUUGGAAGAAAUGUUUAAGAUGCUGGG
This is a messenger RNA of Scleropages formosus (Asian bonytongue), 3880 nucleotides long. It is a transcript of the gene tdrd7b, whose product is annotated as tudor domain containing 7 b. Bases 257 to 3526 code for a protein of 1089 amino acids. Lineage: Eukaryota; Metazoa; Chordata; Actinopteri; Osteoglossiformes; Osteoglossidae. The record is from RefSeq and is a predicted model, not a curated record. The transcript is spliced from 17 exons.